CACAGUGGGCACACUUCAAACAGUUGACAUAACCCUUUUUAAUUGUAUUUGUAGUCAUCGACCUCAUCGACUGAUGAACAUUACUAUAAUUUUAUUAGAAUGAGUCCUACUGCAAUAUUAGAAAAGGAAGAGCGAUGUUUGGGAGGCAUGACUUUUUUUGCUCAAAGUCAUCCAAGUGAAGUUUGUGGAAGUAAUGGCCUACCUCUCACUCCCAAUUCUAUAACAAUAUAUGGAAAAUCACAAUUUUUAAAAAAUCUGGAGCAUCCUAAUCUCUCACCGUACGUAGAUAUCAUUAGGGGUAAACAUGAACGAACUGUAGUAGUUGCCGAAUACAGUGGUACGCCCCUUGAAUGUUGUAAUGAAAAAACAAGAUCAAUCAGUGAUAUCGUGAAAAUAGCUUAUGAAAUAUUAUCUGGACUGAGUUACAUUCAUCAAUUUGGCCUGGUUCAUCGGCAUCUCAGUCCUGAUAAUAUUUUAAUCAAGGAGAAUGGCGAUGUUCAAUUAUACAAUUAUGGACUAUACUACAUGACUGACAGAGGAAAAAAUGUUCCAUUUCCAAUCGGGUAUCCAAAAUAUACAGCUCCAGAAGUCUUUUUGAAUUCAACAGAUGAAAGCAGCUGUAAAGUAGACUCGUGGUCAUUGGGAAUAAUAAUUAGCGAAUUAUUACUUGAAAAGAGCAUAUGGCCUGGUAUAAAACUUCAUCAGGGUUUGUGGAAAAUAUUGAGCCUUCUUCAAAGUCAAAAUAGUGUUUUCGAACAUUUAGCUAGAGAGUGCGAUAGAUACAAUACAUUCAAAAAAAUACCACAAGAUGUAAGAGAUUUUGUCGAUUGUUGUCUACAAGUACGAGCUUCACAACGAAAAUCGCCCAGGGAACUCCUCAAGUUGGCAUUGUUUGACAGAUUCACCCAAGAUAAUAUGAAAAAAUAUGAGGAGAGUAUGUACAAAAAUAUUAUCGUUCGAAAUAUGGAACAACUCUAUUAUUUGUGGCAACUAGCUGGUGGUGAUAUGACAGUAGAAUUGAAAAAAAAUGGAUUGAUACGCUCAAGACCACCAAUACUUUCAAUUCCAAACUUGAUAAUUCUACUGGGACAAAUGUUCGGUCGGAGAGAUACAGCUUGCUUAUUAGAUUUACGAGUUAUUAAAGUGCCUUUGGAUACAUUGAGACAGCGUUUAUCACACAUUCCAUACAUUGCCAAUUGUCCACGUCUGACGAGUCAAAUGCAUGUCAAAGCCCAGGAUGAUUUGACUGAAACAUCCUCUCAAUUGCCAUUGGUAAUAAGAGAGAGGGACACUGAAUAUCAAUUUUACAGGAUUGUUCUAUUCGAUAGGCUAUUGAAAAUUUAUCCCAUAACAAGAAUAGCCAUCAUUCGUGAGGCUCACAAAGAUAUUCCUCCUCCAGUGAGAGGAGCUGUAUGGGCAGCUCUGCUGGGCAUCACUGGAGAUAUUGAAAAACGUUAUGAUGCCAUUGAUAAAGAAACACCAACACACACGGACCGACAAAUUGAAGUAGAUAUCCCGAGAUGUCAUCAGUACAGUGAGCUUUUAUCAUCUGGAGCCGGUCAUGAGAGACUCCAACGAUUAUUGAAAGCCUGGGUCAGAGAUAAUCCUCACUAUGUUUAUUGGCAGGGUCUAGAUUCUUUGACAGCACCAUUUCUAUACCUAAAUUUUAACAAUGAAGCCCGGGCAUUUGCCUGUCUCUCUGCAUUCAUACCAAAAUAUCUUCAUAAAUUUUUCUUGAAAGACAACAGUGCUGUGAUCCAAGAAUAUUUAGCCAAAUUUUCACAAAUAAUUGCUUUUCACGAUCCCUAUUUGGCCAAUCAUUUGCGAUCGAUUAAUUUCGUUCCAGAAUUAUUUGCCAUCCCUUGGUUUUUAACAAUGUUUUCACAUGUAUUUCCACUUCACAAAAUACUCCAUCUCUGGGAUAAACUAUUACUCGGUGAUUCCUCUUUUCCCCUUAUGGUUGGGCUUGCAAUACUCAAACAACUCCGAGACUCACUCCUCGUAUCUGGCUUCAAUGAGUGCAUUUUAUUAUUUUCUGAUCUACCUGAAAUUGAUAUUGAACUCUGUGUCAAAGACUCUAUGGCAAUGUAUCAAAAUACCCCAUCGAGUAUUACAUAUCGAAAACAUCAGUUUGAUCAGUCCAAGGCAUCCAAUUGGCAUGAGCCCGAGCCAGGAACUGAAAAAUUGCCGAGAAUCAGUAUUAAAGAUUAUAUACAGUUGUUUGAUCAGAGUAAAGAGAAUUCACAUCUUCUCACUGUUGACAUAAGGAAUAGUAUUCAAUUUGAAAGAGGAGCAGUUCCAAAUAGUAUAAAUAUACCUUUUACAAGUGUUCAAUUAUCUCAUACUCAAAUUGAUACUCUUGGACCUCAAGCAAUGGUACUGACUGAGACGAAUAACAAGAUUGUCGUUAUAAUUGGACCUCAUGAUCAGAAUAAUACAUUGUUUGCAGAUUUCCUCAUCAAAUGUGGCAUUGCCCGGGUCUGCGCACUCCAAGGUGGAAUCUAUGGACUUCGCGCAAUUCGACCACAAAUAUUAGUUCCUCCACGAGAGUAUUUAUGAAAAAUUUCACAAGCUAUUGUUUUUAUAUAUUUUUAUUUGUUCUCUUAUUAUCGUUUAUUUAGCAGGAUUAUUGUUAUGAUUCUUGAAUAAAUUUCCAUAAAUGAAUAUUAUGAAGGAUAUUUUUAUGGCUAGAAUAUCUAUUACCAUGGCAACGAAAUCACUUCAAGAGAUAUACAAACCCUACA
Molecule: messenger RNA, 2744 nt
Organism: Diachasma alloeum
Lineage: Eukaryota; Metazoa; Arthropoda; Insecta; Hymenoptera; Braconidae
Product: TBC domain-containing protein kinase-like protein
Exons: 3
Coding region: 100-2559 (819 amino acids)
Biological process (GO): protein phosphorylation; activation of GTPase activity
Molecular function (GO): GTPase activator activity; protein kinase activity; ATP binding
Source: RefSeq, a predicted model, not a curated record